This is a messenger RNA of Linepithema humile (Argentine ant), 658 nucleotides long. RefSeq names its product mitochondrial ribosomal protein L14 (gene mRpL14). The record is from RefSeq and is a predicted model, not a curated record. Gene Ontology annotation, cellular component: ribosome; mitochondrion. Lineage: Eukaryota; Metazoa; Arthropoda; Insecta; Hymenoptera; Formicidae. Gene Ontology annotation, biological process: translation. Gene Ontology annotation, molecular function: structural constituent of ribosome.
UUAUUGAUGUAUCCAUAACUUGUCGUUGUAUAGAAGAGAGCUGUCAUAAUCAGAAGCUGAUUUUAGUUAAAAUCAUUUGAAGUGAUUGUUUUGGAAAAAAGUCUUGCAGAGUGGCAUCUUGGAACUGAAGCAUUACAAAGAUGUUAUCACCUGCACUAUUAAAUAUUUUAAGCAGGGGCAUUUCUACAACAGCUCCUGCAAGUAGAAUAAUCAAACUAAGUCGAUUAAGAGUAGUGGAUAAUAGCGAAAUAGGAAGGCUAGCUAUGAUGGAGGGUAAACCACCAAGAUGCAUACACGUCUAUAAUAAAGUUGGAGUUGGAUAUAUUGGAGAUAGAGUUUUAGUCGCAAUAAGAGGUGAGAAAAAGAAAGGUAUAUUAGUUGGAUUAAAAGAAAAUCAGGUUCCCAAAAUUCCCAAGUUUGAUAGCAACAAUUUAGUGCUAAUAGAUGAUAAUGGGACACCUUUAGGUACAAGAAUACAAGUACCUAUUCCACACAUACUUAGAACAAAAAUGAAGGAGAAAACCCACACGAAAGGAGCAGAUUAUACUAAACUAUUAGCAAUUGCAUCUCGAUUUGUGUAAUGUAUUUUGUUUACUAUUACAAUGUAAAUGUAUCGUAUAAUUCAAUAAAAUGUUAAUAUUAUAAUUAUCUACUGAAA